UUCCCAUUUGCCUGCGCGAUGAACGGGCAAUUGGAAGGGCAGCGCAAAGACGACGACGUGGACGCGGAGUAUGAGGAGUUGAUUCCGCCGGAGAACUUUGCCAUGGUGGAGCGUGGGCUGUAUCGGAGCGGGUUUCCCAAGAAGAAGAAUUUCACGUUCCUGCGCACAUUGGGGCUCAAGUCCAUCCUGACAUUGGUUUUGGAGGACUACCCGCUGUCGAACAACGAAUUCAACAAACUCAACAACGUGACACUGCUGCAAUUCGGCGUCCCAGGCAACAAGGAACCAUUCGUGGAUAUCCCGGAAAAGGGCAUCGCCGCCGCGCUCAGUGCUGUCUUGGAUCAACGGAAUCACCCCAUGCUCAUCCACUGCAACAAAGGCAAGCAUCGAACGGGAUGCCUUGUCGGGUGUCUGCGCAAGGUCCAGCGAUGGGCGUUCAGUUCCAUCUUUGACGAAUACAUUCGCUUCUCCCAUCCCAAGCCACGCAUGAUGGAUCAGCAGUUUAUCGAAUUGUUCAAAACCGAACUCGUCAAAGAAUCGGCCGACAAUCGACCGGCGUGGCCAGGGCUAUAAUAAUCCACAAAACAAUCAAAACUGGCGUAUAUAUAUAUAUAUAUAUUUCCAGACGGAGCCGUAGUACACUACCCCUACACUUUGGUCUCCAAUCCCGUGCGUGGGCGUGACGUGUUGUGGUUUGGCUGCUUCCGCGGCGGGUUCUUGCUCCUCGUGUGUCGCUUCUUCAUCCACAUGCCGCCGCCCAGAACCAGCGCCGCCACGGCCACGACCACACCCACCACGAUGCCGAUGGUCGCGCCCGAGAUGGACGUGCCGUUGGUUCCCGUGCUGUUCCCCACGGUGUACUUGCCAAUCUUGGGCAGGAUCCCCUUUUCCACAAAGAACCCGUUGUCAAACAUCAUGCUGAACCCUUUUUCGAAAAAUUCGCCGGCGGCCGGCCCGGGCAUCGCGUCGGCACUCACGCCGACGUUGCACGCGCCAUCCGACUGUCCUGGUGUCUUCAGCCACAAAAAGUACUCGACCAAGUCGGACCCUGUUUGGUCGGUGGGGGGUAGCCUACAACUACAGUGUAAAAAUUCUGGAGACAGUGG
Molecule: messenger RNA, 1106 nt
Organism: Aphanomyces astaci
Lineage: Eukaryota; Oomycota; Saprolegniomycetes; Saprolegniales; Verrucalvaceae
Exons: 7
Coding region: 19-573 (184 amino acids)
Biological process (GO): protein dephosphorylation
Cellular component (GO): cytoplasm
Molecular function (GO): phosphatase activity
Source: RefSeq, a predicted model, not a curated record